Messenger RNA from Nannospalax galili (Upper Galilee mountains blind mole rat), 959 nucleotides. It is a transcript of the gene Tnfrsf12a, whose product is annotated as TNF receptor superfamily member 12A. Gene Ontology annotation, biological process: positive regulation of apoptotic process. NCBI's taxonomy places the organism in Eukaryota, Metazoa, Chordata, Mammalia, Rodentia, Spalacidae. Gene Ontology annotation, cellular component: plasma membrane. Gene Ontology annotation, molecular function: protein binding. The coding region runs from base 64 to 453 and encodes 129 amino acids. The record is from RefSeq and is a predicted model, not a curated record. The transcript is spliced from 4 exons.
AGUCCUGAGUCUUGGCCUGCCGGCUGCGGGUAGCAGACGGCGGCUGCCGCGGGACGCGCCACCAUGUCUCCCAGCUUGCGGCGGCCUUUGCCCCAGCUCCUCAUGCUGGGGUUCGGACUGGUGCUGAUGCGCGCUGCGGCCGGGGAGCAGGCACCAGGCACCGCCCCCUGUUCUAGCGGCAGCUCCUGGAGCGCGGACUUGGACAAGUGCAUGGACUGCGCGUCCUGUCCCGCGCGACCACACAGCGACUUCUGCUUGGGAUGCGCCGCGGCACCUCCUGCCCGCUUCCGGCUGCUUUGGCCCAUCCUGGGGGGCGCUCUGAGCCUGGUUCUAGUGCUGGCCCUGCUUUCUGGUUUCCUGGUCUGGAGACGGUGCCGCAGGAGAGAAAAGUUUACCACCCCCAUAGAGGAAACUGGUGGAGAGGGCUGUCCAGGUGUGGCAUUGAUCCAGUGAUGAACUCCCCGUGCUGGUGCCCACUCAUCGUUCAUUCAUUCAUCUGGAGCCAGACUGGUUUUCCAGACACAACCGAGCCAGACUCUUCCAACCACAAGGGGGUGGGGUGAGGUGAUGAUUCACCUCCAAGGACUGGGCCCGGGAUUCAGGGGAGCCCUCCAAGGUGUCUGAGUGCCCUGUCUCUGGCUCCAGGAUGAGGCCAGCAUGAGGCUCUCAUCUGGCUCACAAAGCAACUCGAAAUGACUAAGAAACUGCAGUAUUUGCACAAAGGGGCCUCUCACCCUAAGUCCAGGAGGUCUGGCUGACUUGAGGAGCAGACACAACACUAGAUCCCAUCCACUCUGAUGGGUUAGAGACCUGUUUUUAACACUAGGGGGCUGGCCCUCUGGGAGGGCUGGCCCUAACAUAUAGACAUCCCCCCCAGUCCCCCAAGGGGUGGGAGAGGAGAUAUUUAUUUUGGGGAGAAAGUUUGGAGGGGAGGGAGAAUUUAUUAAUAAAAGAAUCUC